CAAAACUGGUUAAAGAGAAAUUGAUAUGAGCUCAGGGACAAGUACGUGUUCAGUCUGUUAAGAACAUUAAAAACAUUGCAGGAUAACUUUUAAGAAUGGUCAGCGACAUUUGACCGGAGGGGUGACGCUGUGAAGCGGAAGAGCCCAUACGUCAAAUAGUUCGAUGCUCGAUUCGCGCGCUGAGUUACCAUUCGGCAAUGUCGAGGUCAAGUGUUCGCCACACCACUGGCCGAAGGUCUUUGUAUCCCUCCUCUGAAUUUGUAGUUCGUCAUAAUAACUUUGGACAAUCAAACUUGUGCUACGAUGAAACUCUUGGUGUAGUGGACACCACAAGAGCAUGGAAAAAUUACGUUUUUAAAUCGGGAAAACAGCCUUUAUGGCGAUGCAACGUUGUCGUCGACAACCGUGGAUUAUAUUCCUGUGCAGUGUGAUUUUAGGAGGCACAACUGUUUAUAGUGACAUUGUUAUCAAGAAACCUCAAGAUGUGAUUGCGUUUCCAGAGGAGCCCCUGACAUGGGAUUGUCGGGUGGAUACGCCAGGCUACUAUGGGCCGUACGAGAGAGUAUGGACCUUUGGCCAUCAUGUGAUAAACACUACUCAUAAUGCACACUCGUAUGUGCUAGCAAACGGGUCAUUGUACAUAGAUAGCGUGGGGGCCCAGAAGGACCCUGGGUCUUACAGGUGCUGUGUUAAAAAUGAGACGGGGACUCUGUGCAGUCAGGAAGCACUUCUCCAAAUUGCUGAACUACCUCAAUUUGUAACUCAACUCGAGUCUAUAAUAGCUUAUCAGGGAGGGGUCGCCAGGUUUCAAUGCGAUGUCUAUGGUGUCCCUAAAGUAAACAUAACAUGGAAACAUAUCGCCGUCAGGAGUGGCAGUGAGAGAACGAAUAUCAGAUUAGAUGCUAUCAGGCACGUAGUCCUGCCGAAUGGCGUACUUCAGAUUCACAAUAUAACACAAGAAGAUGAUGGCAGGUACAAGUGCAUCGCAUCUAACUCCUUGCAGACUGUGCGCAACAACUCCGCAUUAUUAUCAGUGCUACCUCAAGUGUUGUCUCCGAAAGCUGCAUCUGAUCUAAAAAUCGUGCAACGCCCCGUCUCACUACGACUGCUACCAGGGGAAGAUGCCCUGUUAGAAUGUCUGGUGGAAGGAGCACCUCUAAGAGUUACCUGGAGGAGAAAAGAUGGGCGUCCCAUUCGCAGAGAAGGAGUCAGCUAUCCCGGUGGGAGCAAUCUUUUGAUAAGAAAAGUUCGCUACUCACUGGACAAUGCAACCUAUCGCUGCCAUGCUACAAACCCACAAACAGGCCAAUCCAUCUCGGCUGAAGCAUGGCUGGAUGUCAUGUCCCCACCUGUAAUCACAGUGGUGCCUCCGGUCAUCCACAACAAGGUCAUCGGAAGCAAGAUCCGAUUCUGGUGCCAGGCGACGGGUAAGCCACUCCCGCAGAUCACCUGGCUUCACAAUGGCGUGCCGGCUCUCAUCGAUGACUUCCAUAGCCACAUGAACAACAAUGACUAUGUGAUCUCCCAGCUGUGGUGGGAGGAUGAUGGCAUCUACCAGUGUGAAGCCAAGAAUGAUGCCGGUAGUGCCGUAGCGAGCGGAGCGGUUACCAUCGAUGCAUAUCCGGAGGGCACGUACCCAGGGCCUAUCCGUAACCUCUCCAUCAAUCUGAUCUCUAGUCGGAGGAUAAGGGUGACAUGGGAGCCUCCUGCCGAUCUACCUGCUCCAGUCAUAGCUUACCACCUGGAGUGCAGGCCAUUAGCAGGGGAUUUGGAUGCAGACGAGCAAGUGGUGUCCAGCCCGUCCUGUGACCUGAACGCGCUGGAGCCGUACACCGAAUACAGGAUCACCGUGCAGUGCUUCACCACAAAGGCACCGUGUCCACGCUUUCAAGAAUAUGUGAUGACUGCACAGGAUGUUCCUACAGGUAGUCCAGAGUUUUCCUUAGGAAGCGAAAGCCCGACCACCAUCACCGUCACCUGGGAUGAGCUUCAUCCUCAUCGUGCUAACGGCAUCAUCAUCAACUAUGGCAUCACCUAUUGCCGUGCCAACAGCGUAUAUUGCAACGUGACAACGGUAGACGGGGACCUUGAGGAGUACACCAUUCGUGGUCUGACACCCAAUUCCAACUACAGUGUGAGCAUGGCUGCGUCAACCGCGGUCGGGCAGGGGAGUUACUCGGGCAAUGUUACCGUUGAAACACCCAGGAACAUCAAUGAGACAACCCCAAAGCCACCAUUACAUUUGCAAGUGUUACCGGUGAACCACACCACAUUAAGAGUAAGCUUCCAGCCAGCACCUACCCCACCCAUCACGGAGGGCUACAAACUAUUGGUAUCCAGGAACAUGGCUAACAAUUGGAUCACCUAUCUCUUACCUGUGGACACCAUGGAGUACUAUGUUACAGGCCUAGAUCAAAACACACUGUACAACGUGCAUGUUCUUGGAUUCAACAGUUUCGGUGAUGGUCGGCCGUCUGCACAAACAAUCAAGACAUUAGUAAAACAACCAGAUAUAGGCGAUCCGAUGGACACAUUACCUCCUCCGUUCGUCUUCAACGGCACUGGGAAAUCAGGCAGCACCAUCCUCAUUCAGUGGGAGGAACCAAUGACAGACAAGAAGAUCACUGCUUUUACCAUUGAGUAUGAGGUGUUUAGAGCGAAUGAAUCCUUCAUUGUGCAAGUGGAUGGGUCUAAACAUGAGGUAAUGCUGACGAACCUGGAGCCUUUUACGAGGUAUACCUACCGUAUCCAAUCUGUUGGCACAGCACCAUACCCGGUCCAUUCAGUCCUAAGGCACUCGCCGAGACACUCGAAGACAAACCAUCAGACCCUCCAUCUGCGGUGCAGGCAAGCCCAGUGAACUCUAACACGGUGGAGGUCAGUUGGAAACCUCCCGCUAGACCUAAUGGCAUCAUCACUCGCUAUACAG
This is a messenger RNA of Strongylocentrotus purpuratus (purple sea urchin), 2929 nucleotides long. Its product is annotated as protogenin A-like. Lineage: Eukaryota; Metazoa; Echinodermata; Echinoidea; Camarodonta; Strongylocentrotidae. Gene Ontology annotation, cellular component: plasma membrane; axon. Gene Ontology annotation, molecular function: protein binding. The transcript has 14 exons. Gene Ontology annotation, biological process: cell-cell adhesion; axon guidance. The record is from RefSeq and is a predicted model, not a curated record. Bases 377 to 2860 code for a protein of 827 amino acids.